Synchiropus splendidus (mandarinfish) is the source of this 2223-nucleotide messenger RNA. RefSeq names its product glucuronokinase with putative uridyl pyrophosphorylase (gene gkup). Gene Ontology annotation, biological process: biosynthetic process. The coding region runs from base 92 to 1948 and encodes 618 amino acids. The transcript has 23 exons. Gene Ontology annotation, molecular function: ATP binding; glucuronokinase activity. NCBI's taxonomy places the organism in Eukaryota, Metazoa, Chordata, Actinopteri, Syngnathiformes, Callionymidae. The record is from RefSeq and is a predicted model, not a curated record.
GUUGUUCGCAUAACGAGAGGUUAAUACUUUUUGAGGACGGUUUUGCUACCGCGCUUGUUCAGACAGGCAAAUUCAAUAUUUGGUCUCAGUUAUGAUAUGCAUUUUGCUUGUUGCUGGUCAUGGCACCCUGUUGGAGACUCAAAUUAAGAAAGAUGAAACUGGCUUGUACAGCCACCUUGCUGGGGUGCCCAAGGCCCUUCUGCCUGGCAUCAGAGGGAAGAAGAUCCUUGACUUCUGGUGGGAGACUGUGAACAUGCGACAGUUGUUCUCUGCUGUGUAUCUGGUGACCAAUGCGGAUAAGUACAAACACUACGAACGGUGGGCCACCGCAAAUGAUUUCCCAGUGGAAAAUGUGAUCAAUGAUGGCAGCACCACUCUGGAGGACCGCCUGGGCGCCGUGGCUGAUCUGGAGUUGGCCAUACGCAGCCGCAAACUCCAGGACGACAUCAUGGUGAUUGCAGGGGACAUGCUGUGUGCCGACCACAACUUUGAUAUUGGUCAAGUGAUACGAUUUUUCAGGUCGAAGCAACCUGGAGAGCUGAUCAUCUACUAUGAGAUGGAAGAAGGUGAGAAAAGCAGCUCCAGGGGAAUCGUCGAGGUCUGUGCUGACACACACAGAAUAAAGCGCUUCCUGGAGAAACCCACAGAAGACCUGACGUCAUCCAGGCUCGCCAGUGUCGUCUUCUACUGCCUCCAGAAGGACUCGCUGUCCCACCUGUCUGACUUCCUCGAACUACAGACUCAAGCUUCUGACCGCUCCUUUGGACGAUUCUGGGAGCAGUUCAUUAACGAGAAGCAGCUGGAUGUUUUUGGGAUGAAGCUUCCAACCGGAUUUCAGCUGAUUGGACAAGUGGGUCUGCCCGACUACACGAAGUGGCUCACUCAUUUCUCCUCCAAACAACAAGACAGCGCCGCCAAACCCAUCACAUGUCGCUCCUACGCUAGAGUGGGGCUGAUGGGGAACCCAUCUGAUGGGUUCAACGGGAAAACCAUCGCCAUGAGCAUCUCUAACUUCUGGGCUGAAGUGACUCUGGUGGAGAGCCAGAGUUUGGUUUUAGUCCCACACCCGCUCAAUGAUCCGACAGAGUUUGGAAGUUUGCAGGAUCUGUUCCGCAUCAGUAGAAAAGAAGGCUAUCUUGGUGGCCUGCGGCUGCUGCAAGCCACGUGCAAGAAGUUUUACCAGUUCUGCUCUAAACAAGGAAUUGCACUAACAACACAGAAUUUCACCCUCAAGUAUGACACCAACAUUCCUCGUCAAGUGGGCCUCGCGGGAAGCAGCGCCAUUGUCUCCGCCACACUCAAGUGUCUGAUGAAGUUCUACAACAUCACAGAUGACGACCUCCCGAAACCAGUGCGUGCCAACUUCAUCCUCAACGUGGAGACCGAUGAGCUGUUCAUUACAGCUGGCCUGCAGGACAGGGUGGUCCAGGUGUAUGAAGGUCUGGUCUACAUGGACUUCAGCAAGCAGUUGAUGGAAGAGAAGGGAUACGGGAACUAUGUUCCCAUGGAUAUGAGUGAGCUUCCAAAUUUUUGGCUCGCCUACUUGAGUGACCCCAGUGAUUCUGGUCGAAUCCACAGCAAUGUACGGCAGCGCUGGGUCAGCGGUGAGCCUCUCGUAGUUGAAGCAAUGAAGUCAUUUGCUGAUCUCACAGAUAAAGCCAGAACUGCACUUGAGGACAAAGACUGGACCCUUCUGGCACAGCUGAUGGACCAAAAUUUUGAGCUCAGAAGGUCUGUAUACUCCGAGGAGUCGCUGGGUCCUGGCAACCUAAAGAUGGUCCAUUUAGCCAAAGAGUUUGGCUCUGCUGUGAAGUUACCAGGCAGUGGAGGGGCAGUGGUGGGCCUGUGUCUAGAUCCGGAGAAGUUGGUGGCGAUGAGACGCGCUUUCCAGGAGGCAGGCUGUGUGUUCUGCGCCAUCACUCCCUACAACCCAUCUGCCUGCGUUUAACGCGGACUUUACGGUCACCCAAUCCGACGCCAUAAUCACGCCAUAUAAUAUUAAGUUAUGUCAUGAGUAUUAUUCUGGUUUCAAUGACUUUCGGCCAGAUAAAGUCACAUUUUGCCACAGAUCAUUGCACUAAACAAAUGUCCUUAGUCGGAAAUUUCAAAACAUGAAAUCGACCAUUGCUAUUUAUGCAUUUUAAAUAUUGCAUUUCUUUACAAGAAUAUAUUUCAUCUUUCUUUCUACUCGUAAACAUGCCUUAAAUCGUAUUUUAUUAAAAA